Molecule: messenger RNA, 6206 nt
Organism: Tympanuchus pallidicinctus (lesser prairie-chicken)
Lineage: Eukaryota; Metazoa; Chordata; Aves; Galliformes; Phasianidae
Gene: LIN54
Product: lin-54 DREAM MuvB core complex component
Exons: 14
Coding region: 752-3166 (804 amino acids)
Biological process (GO): regulation of DNA-templated transcription
Cellular component (GO): nucleus
Source: RefSeq, a predicted model, not a curated record
UUUGUGCAGUCCUUGUGGAGUUAGCCAUAGUGUGCUUAUCCACUUGUUUGGUUUAGACAAUUCUCAUAGGGUUUUCAGCUGAAUGCAUGUAAAUACUUAGUAAUGAAUCCUUCAAGAGUUUGGCAUGCUUUAUUAUUGGAAAUCAUUUUAAUAGGGGAGCAAAAAAAAUGUAAAUAGUACAUUUGUUAUGAAUGAAUUUGAAAAAACAAGCAGCUGAAUUGUUGAGAAAUCCAGAAUAAAUACCUAGAAGUAAAUAAAGAAAAAAAUCUUCUGGGAUGUUGAGAAGCUACUGUCAUCAAAAGCUGCUUCAAAUAGAUAAGAUUUCCUCAUUUCAUUACAUGCAUGUAUUUCAGUUGAGUAAACAAGGAAGAAAUAGAACCACUAAGUUGUUUGGUGUUUUUCUUGCUGUCGUUGACACCACCCUAUAUACAGUAGUCUAUAAGAUGAUGAGGCCUAAUACUUCAAAAAACCUUGCUGUUAAUGUCUGUAAGCUGUUAGGUUAAAAAACAUGUAAUGUUUCUCAUCUUUUAACUUAUCGGAUUUUAAUUUCAGACUUGAAGCAAUGUAUUUUUCUGUUUUUUGAAAUGCAGGAGGUUAGAAGUCAGUGCUGUUCAAAAUUCUGUUGCGUUUCCAUUUAAGUUUUCGUUGAAGUAGAUAAAGAUGUUUAACAGCCAUUUACCACCUUGUGGCAGAGGCACAAAGAAUACAAGAAAAGAUACCUGCUACAGUCAUCACUGCCACAACUGCUAAAAUGGAGGUGGUUUCAGCAGAAGUAAACAGCUUGCUCCCUGAGGAAAUAAUGGACACUGGUAUAACUCUGGUGGAAGAUGACAGCAUUGAGGCGGUUAUCGUGUCUUCACCAAUGGGAGACUCUAUUCCCAUGGAAACAGAACUGGAAGAAAUAGUGAACAUAAGCUCCACCAGCGAUGCGUCAGUUACAACUACAGCCACAGUCACCUCAGAACCAGUUACUGCACCCAGUAAUCACUCGGGUGAUGUGACUGCAAACACCACCGCUAUAAAAACUGAAGGAAAUUCAAUAGUAAAGCCUGCCUUUCAAAGUGGUCUCCAUAAGCUCGGUACUCAGACUCCGGUCACUAUAUCAGCCAACCAAAUUAUUCUGAACAAGACCACUGACCUUAAAAUAGGCAAUCAGAGUAUCAAACCAGAUGGGCAAAAGCUAAUUGUAACAACUUUGGGCAAGACUGGCCAACCCAUUGUUUUAGCGUUACCCCGCUGCCAGCUCCCGCAGGCACAGAAGACUGUGUCCCAAACCCAAGGUGGAGACUCCAAAGUACAAGGCCAGCAGAUCAAAGUUGUUAUUGGAGGUCGGUCAGAAGUGAAACCUGUUGUUGGUGUCUCAGCUUUAACGCAAGGAAGUCAGCUGAUAAAUACUGCUGCCCAGCCUUCUGUUUUGCAGACCCAGCAAUUAAAAACAGUACAGAUUGCUAAGAAGACCCGAACUGCAACUUCAGGCCCAGUGAUCACCAAGCUCAUCUUUGCAAAACCAAUCAAUAGCAAAGCUGUUACAGGGCAGACCACUCAAGUGUCACCGGUCAUUGCAGGCAGGGUUGUUUCACAAUCUACCCCAGGAACACCACCAAAGACAAUAACAAUCUCUGAGAGUGGAGUUAUUGGAUCAUCUUUGAGUACAGCAACACAACAGACACCGAAUAAGAUAGCUAUCUCUCCACUCAAAUCCCCUAACAAGCUAACAGUGGUGUCAGUGGCCUCCCAGCCUCCCAACUCCCCCCAGAAGACGGUGGGCGUCCCACUGAAUGUAGCGUUAGGACAGCAGAUCCUCACAGUGCAGCAGUCAGCACCCUCCUCCCCUGGGAAGGCCAUAGUCAACCACACAACCACGCAGGCUGUGAAAUCAGCAGUACAGGCCAUUACUGUAGGAGGAGUGGGUACAUCUCAAUUCAAGACAAUUAUUCCCUUGGCAACUGCUCCGAAUGUUCAGCAGAUUCAGGUACCUGGAAGCAAGUUCCAUUAUGUCAGACUUGUUACUGCCACAACAGCCAAUGGCUCAACCCAGUCGGCCAGUCAGAAUCCCAGUACGAAUACACAGCCUCUCCAGCAGGCAAAGCCAGUGGUGGUAAAUGCAACCCCGGUGCGGAUGUCUGUUCCCAUAGUGCCAGCACAGACUGUGAAACAGGUGGUGCCCAAACCCAUCAACCCGACUUCCCAGAUAGUUACAACAAGUCAGCCCCAGCAAAGACUAAUUAUGCCAGCCACUCCACUGCCACAGAUACAGCCCAACCUCACUAACCUGCCCCCAGGCACUGUGCUGGCACCAGCACCUGGCACAGGAAAUGUUGGCUAUGCAGUCCUUCCAGCUCAGUAUGUUACACAGCUACAGCAAUCAUCAUAUGUAUCUAUAGCAAGCAACACUGGCUUCACUGGGACAUCCAGUAUCCAGUCCCAAGCGCGGCUACCAUUCAAUGGAAUAAUUCCUUCUGAAUCUGCAAAUCGGCCCCGGAAGCCUUGCAACUGUACAAAGUCUUUAUGUUUGAAAUUGUAUUGUGAUUGCUUUGCAAAUGGUGAAUUCUGCAAUAACUGCAACUGUACAAAUUGUUACAACAACCUGGACCAUGAAAAUGAUAGACAAAAAGCAAUAAAGGCUUGCCUUGACAGAAACCCUGAAGCCUUCAAGCCCAAAAUAGGGAAAGGAAAGGAAGGAGAAUCAGAUCGGCGGCACAGCAAAGGGUGUAACUGUAAACGCUCGGGAUGUCUCAAAAACUACUGUGAGUGUUAUGAGGCAAAAAUCAUGUGUUCUUCCAUAUGCAAAUGUGUUGGUUGUAAAAAUUUUGAAGAAAGCCCAGAACGAAAGACAUUGAUGCACUUAGCAGAUGCUGCAGAAGUUAGGGUCCAGCAGCAGACUGCUGCAAAGACAAAGUUAUCAUCCCAGAUCUCAGAUCUCCUCACGAGGCCAGCACCAGCACUCAGCAGUGGUGGAGGGAAGCUGCCCUUCACGUUUGUAACCAAGGAGGUAGCCGAUGCAACCUGUGAAUGCCUUCUGGCACAGGCAGAGCAAGCUGAGAAGAUGGGCAAGUCGAAAGCAGCAGCGGAGCGCAUGAUCCUGGAGGAGUUUGGACGCUGUUUGAUGAGAGUUAUUAACUCUGCAGGGAAGUCCAAAAGUGACCCUUGUGCCAUGAACUGCUGACGCGUGCACAUGAGCCACAAUGAAGCAAACUGAACAGAACACUUAAGGCACAGGGACACUUUGAUUUGGAAUAGAGGAUUUAGUAACACUUGCCAAUUUGGUGCUUGUUUUAAUUGACUUGCAGAAGAUUAAACAAGGAAAUAUUUUGUAACAAGAUUUAGAGCCUUUUAAGUCUUAGCUAAAUUCUCUUCUGCAUAAGAUAACUCCUAAAGACAUUUUUUCUUCUUGAUGUACAGCUUUUAACUUGGGUUUCUUAAAGGAAAAAAAGAGUAGGUGUUUUCUUCCCUUUCCCCAAAAAUAACUGCCUGAAGGGCAUAUAUAAAUUAUUAUAAUAUAUUAUUUACAGUACAUAAAGUUGUGUUGCUUUGUGCUGGAAAACAAAGAAAGAUACUGAGGCAACAGGCCCACAGUGAGGAGUAUAUGUGUAUCAGUCACUUCUGAAAGGAAAUGUAUAAAAAUCAGCAUCUGAAUGGGAGGUAGUACCUACACUUGGGACCUGACACGGCGUAAUGCUCCCUCAUGAGCAGAGCGGUAUGAAAUUACACAGGCGAGUAUAUGGUGGUUGCUUGCAGGUUUAUUGUCAACAAGUGUUUGGGAACCUCACUAGAGUGGGCCCUAAGGAAUUCUGAGGCAAUAGAAUAAUGGAAAAUUUUUGAGAUGAUCAUGGGUGAAGACUCAAUGUUUUGUUGUUUCUUUGGUUAUUUUUAAUGGAACUCAGAGGCUAAGAUAGUGGUCUGCUCUUAAAAGUGAGGAAGAACAGCCAUGUUGCAAUGCUACUCUGCCUGUGCAGCAGGCAGAUGCUGUUGCUUGAGUGAAGCUUGGUGUUCAGAGCUCUGCAGCAGCUCAAUCCUCUCUGCAGGUAGUGCUGUGCAGGCUAUUGCAUUUUCAAGGAUUAAGCUGUUUUGAGCCUGAGUAGGUGAGGGUCAGGAGACAGGAGUGCUACAGUUGUCUUAAUGAGGACUCAGGACAAUCUGAAUCUGAACUGACCUGCAAGUGCAGGAGGAGAUAUUGUGUUCAGCCUGGUUGUGGGUCUUCAUGGUGCUACUUGAAAUUGUGGUGGUCUAUUUGGCUUUUAAAGAUUUUGUUUUGGGUUUGUUGGGUUUUUCUGAGGCCUGUUUAGAAUGAUGGAGAGCACAGUGAUCAGAGAGGAUGCUAGCACAGAAUCAAGAUUGCUGCUAAAACAGAUGUGUGGAUCCUUUGGCUCAAAAACAAAAAAAAAAAAGGGGGGAGGAAAGUAUACCAACAAAACACAAAUCAAGGUAGAGCUGUAUGUAGAAUGGGACAGGAAUUUUCCAGUAUUUGUUACAGGCAGUCUCAGAUCACUUUUUUGAUAGUGGAACAUCUUUGCAAAAUCAAUCUCAUAGGUUACUUACUAAUGUGAAUGUCAAUAACCAUGUUUAAUCGCAGGCAUUUUUAACAACUCUUUCUGUUCCCUGAACAAUGUAGCUAGGUUUUUCCAAAAAGGAUUUUUUUUAUCUUCAUAUAAAACUGUAAACACAGAGAUGCAGCAGAGCUCUUCCUCCAGGUUUUCUAGCAGAGCCAAAUGCCUACUUGUGUGUGAGAUGGCAAAAAGAUGGAAGAGGCUUCUGCUCCCCCUAGAAUGGCUUGGGGGCUCAAAGGACUGGAAGGUGGCCAGCAGCAAUGGAAGGCCCGUCAGGUGGCUGUUGGAGAUCAGAUGUGGACUACUGGUCACUAUCAGAAUGGCUCUGUCUGGUUUAGUAACAUCUCCCUGAGCGUAAACUGCAAGUAUAUUAGUGCAAAUCUCUGAAAAGGGAAUCCAUCCAUCUCUUCUGUAAGUAAGUGUCUGUUUUGUUUUUUUUUCUGUAAUUAAGCCUUGGGUUUAUUAAAAGUCAGUACAAUAACUUCUUACAUGUACAAGGGCUGCUCUGAAAGUAAUGCCUCCUAUUUUAUUACGCUAGCUCACAAUGUUAGAGGCAGAUGGAUGUCAGUGGCAUGGCAGGAGAGGUUGAACCUUCCUGCCAACAUUCUGUUGAGGCAGUCUGAUGGAAGGGCAUCUGACAUGCAGGUACAUAUGAAGCGAAGGUGUGUCACUGAAUUCCUCCGUGCAGAAAAAAAUGGCACCCGUUGACAUUCACCAACUCUUGCUGAAUGUUGAUGGAGACCAAGCAGUGGAUGUGAGCACAGUGAGGUGGUGGUUGUGUAUUUUAACAGUGGCGACUGCGGGUCACCUCUGGUGCAGAUUUUUACGAGCAUGGCAUAUGGGCUCUCGUUCAUUGCUGGUGAAAACGUGUAGCUGAAAGUGGUGACUGGAAAAGUGUGUUGCAGCUGAGAAUUUGCUCUAUCAAAUACUGUUGCUGUGCUCUUUGUUGCAGUUUACGUGGAAAUAAAUGAGGCAUUACUUCCAGAGCAACCUACAUAGUGCAGAUAUUCAGUUUACUUCUAGUGACCUAAUGUAGUACGUCCAGUAAGAUUUGUAUAAAUGUAAAUUAGUGUAAGUGAAUAAAGUAAAAACUACUUACAUUAUUUUUCAAACAGAUUGCAAUAUGCCUUCUUUUGUUUAGACUUCAAUCCAUGUUAAUUUUGUAUAUAUUGUGUCUUUCUCUAAAUUGCACCUUUUGUGAUGUGUAUUUAUAUACAGUGUGCAGAAACUUGUGAAAUUUAGAUUACAGUUGUAAUUAUGUAUGAUGGCAUUGCUUGAGAAUAUUUUGCUUCUAAAGACUUUGAAGGUGCAAUCAAAAAGCUCUUAGUUUUUCAAUUUUGUUUUGAGCAAGCUUUCUUCAAUAUUAAGCUGGGAUUCUUCUCUUCCCUUUUCACUAGUAUAAUAUGUACGGAUUGGGUUUUGUACUUCCUUAGCCAUUUGCAUCAAACUGCUGGACAAGAUUGACAGUCAAGCUCAUGCAGUUGUGUGAAAAUAAUUGGGAAUGGGACAAGGGUUCAUUUUGUAGUUCUGUUUACAUCUGAAAGUAGAAAAACUAAAUUUAUAUUUACUAGACCUAUUCAAAGAAUACACUUUUCUAUAUUGUAAAAAUAAAAGUCAGAUAAAUCACAAAGGAAAUAAACAUUUAUACUAUUCUGUAAA